This is a messenger RNA of Exophiala oligosperma, 1665 nucleotides long. RefSeq names its product thymidylate kinase. The transcript has 3 exons. The coding region runs from base 1 to 678 and encodes 225 amino acids. The record is from RefSeq and is a predicted model, not a curated record. Gene Ontology annotation, cellular component: nucleus; cytoplasm; cytosol. Gene Ontology annotation, molecular function: dTMP kinase activity; ATP binding. Gene Ontology annotation, biological process: dTDP biosynthetic process; dTTP biosynthetic process; dUDP biosynthetic process. Lineage: Eukaryota; Fungi; Ascomycota; Eurotiomycetes; Chaetothyriales; Herpotrichiellaceae.
AUGUCGGAAACGACCCCCUUUGAGCAACGGGGCUAUCUGAUCGUCGUCGAAGGCCUCGAUCGCUCAGGCAAAUCGACACAGUGUCAAAAGCUCGUGGAGAGUUUUGAAGCACAAGGAAAGAGAGUCCGAUAUGUUAAAUUUCCAGACCGUACUACUCCUACUGGUCAAAUGAUCAACAGUUAUUUGACCGGCAAAGCCCAGCAGGACGACCACUCAAUCCAUCUCCUUUUCUCGGCCAAUCGCUGGGAGGCCGUCAAAAGCAUUCGAAAAGACAUCCUGGAUGGUGUGAGUGUUAUAGUAGAUCGGUACUCCUUCUCGGGGGCCGUCUAUUCGGCCGCAAAGGACAACCCAGACUUGUCACUUGACUGGGCAUGGUAUCCCGAGAUAGGACUGUUGAAGCCGGAUCUGCUCUUCUUCCUCGAUAUCUCUUCGGCCGACGCUGCCAAGAGAGGGGGAUACGGUGCCGAAAGAUACGAGACGGAGAAAAUGCAGACGCGGGUUCGUACUCUUUUCCAGCAAUUAUUCUCUCGCCUGGACCAGGUCUACAUCAAGACUAUCGACGCAGGAAAGACGAUGGACCAAGUAACAGCCGAAAUUUCACUGGGUGUCAAGGGUCUUUCAGAUGCGGCUGCGUCGUCGACGCAGCUCAGAGUACUAGGACCACUAAAGGCAGCCUAAAGGGACGAUAUUUGCAUCAUAUCUCCUCUUCGCUGUCCUCGAUAACUACCUCCAAUCGAGGCUCGUCUACCGCAAUCUUGUCUUGAGCUAUACGCGUAGCCGUGGUGCUCAUCAGGGAUUCUGUGGACGCAACAGACAUGUUAUCGUCAUCCUCGUGCUCUUCCAAGAAUUCUUCAUCAAUAACCUCCCCAGAGGAAAGCAUCUGCUAAGCAUGUCACGUGUGAUAUGCUUUGACAAUCAUCAGUGGGGCAGACCACAAACAACCCUUCCUGCACAUCAAUUCCUUUGCUGCAUACAGAACAGUUCGGAUCAUCCUCCUCGUCGAGGAGAAACUGACUCUUGUCAAAAACCCCACGAAAGGAGGCAUAUGUGGGAUCAACACCGUCAACGCCACCCUUGCCGAUAAGAUCUGCUUUUCUUUUCCGCUGAACAGGCUGUGCCGACGUGAACUCAUCCUGUAUCUGUAAGGGCUGAUUCUGAGGUGGAUCGAAGUGGAUUUUUAUAUCCUUCGAGAUGUGUGUAUCAACUCGCCCGCACCAUGUUCGCCACGAUUGAUAGGCAUCCUGGCUGAAAAAGCGAACCUCCAGCGGCCACCUCGAAAAAUAAGAGGCCCUUAAGAGGAGAUGCAAGUUGGAUAGCUUGUCUAUCAAGGAGGUUCUUGGCCUGCCAGGCUUCCGAGUGACCUUCCCAGUUCUUGAAGUCUUCGUUCGGGUUGUCGCAAAGGAGAUUCGCUCGUUAGGCGGGAUGUGUCUUGUCAGAUGGCAAUUCUGCCAUGCCCACUCAAACUGCAAUGCAGCAAUGUUGGAAGGGAAACCCGCUACCACACAGGUGACUUCCCAGGGCUGAAGACUAUGCCGAGAUGUGCGCACAGCACCACCUUGUACUCGACCAUUGUGUUGAGCAAGUCGCCGGGCUGGGUCCGGACUAGAGCCGACAUAGACGCUGGCAUGUCGGACAGUCGAGCGAAGUAGGUAACAACAAUAAAAU